Messenger RNA from Pneumocystis jirovecii RU7, 1251 nucleotides. RefSeq lists its product as uncharacterized. The coding region runs from base 1 to 1251 and encodes 416 amino acids. The transcript is spliced from 3 exons. The record is from RefSeq and is a predicted model, not a curated record. Lineage: Eukaryota; Fungi; Ascomycota; Pneumocystomycetes; Pneumocystales; Pneumocystaceae.
AUGGGUAAUUUAACACGGAAACAAGAAAUAGCGUUGAAAUGUGUAUGGGCGGCUCUUUUGCAUUGCAGGGCAGUUAAAUGUCAGGAUGAGGAGAAAAGUGAUGUACAGGAAGAAAAUUUAGAUGAAAAAAUACAUGAAAAACUGGAAAUUGAAGGAAAGAAUCAAAAUAAUAAUUAUAAGAAUGGAGCAGAUGUUAAGGAAAUUAAUAAUAGUCUUAAAUGCAAUGGUGAUGAUAAUUUUAAUGACAAUGAACGAUAUGGAUGGACUAAAGCGUUUGGUGAGAUGUUACGGAAGGAGGGGAAAGAAUUAUUAGCGGUAUUUUGGGAAAUGAUAAAGAUGGAUAAUCCAGAUCGGUUAAUGCAAAGAUUUUUACGUGCACGGCGGUGGAAUCAAGAGAAGACAGUAGUAAUGUUAAUAGAGACAUUGCAAUGGCGACGUGAAUUUAAUGUAGAGGGAAUAUUACGUCAUGGCGAUGGAGAUAAGGAGGAACCGGAUGCCGUAAUGUUUUUAAAACAAAUGAAACUUGGGAAAAGUUUUAUCCGAGGAGUUGAUCGAGAAAAUCGUCCGAUUUGUUAUAUUCGUACGCAUCUUCACCGAGCAACAGAUCAGCCAGACACAACAUUACAGCGCUAUAUUGUUUGGCUUAUGGAAAAUGCCCGUUUUAUGAUUUCCUUUCCUGUUGAAACAGCAACAAUUUUUUUUGAUUUAACUAAAUUUUCGUUGAAAAAUAUUGAUUAUGCACCUGUUAAGUUUUUGAUUAAAUGUUUUGAAGCACACUAUCCUGAGAGCAUGGGUAUUUGUAUUGUUCACAAGGCUCCAUGGGUUUUUCAAGGCAUCUGGAAAAUUAUUAAAGGCUGGCUUGAUCCUGUUGUCGUGAAAAAAAUUCAUUUCACUAAUUCAUGCAAAGAACUCGAGGCAUAUAUUGAUAUUUCGCAAUUGAUUAAAGAUGUAGGAGGUAAAGAUGACUGGAAAUAUGUUUAUGUGGAGCCUGUUGAAGGUGAAAAUGAUAAAAUGAAGGACACUGAAACUCGGGACAAAUUAAUACAGGAGCGGACACUUUUAAUUCAGAUGUUUGAAACAUUAACGACAAAAUGGAUAUUAGAAAAGAAUGAAAAAAUAUCAGAUCAAUUAUUGCAUGAGCGUAACCUCCUUGCAAAAGAUCUAUCUCAUAAUUAUUGGAAGCUUGAUCCUUAUAUUCGUGCUCGAUCAUUAUAUGAUCGGAUUGGUGCUAUUUCAGCGGAAACAAAAUAA